GCUACAGUCUGACUCCUACAAGAGCACCUUGGCCAGGAGUGAGGCUGGGAAGUCCCUUUCAAUGGCCUAGACCCCAGAGGGGAUGUACCCUGCACAGGGCUGCAUAAAACCAGGAAGGCAAGGAGCUGAGCAGAUGCAGGAGCUGGGUGAGGCAGGGGACCCCAACUCUAUUCUAAGAACAGAGCUGGUACUCAGGGGUAUGGGAGAAGGAGACACCUCACAUAAGGCCCUAGUUUGUGUCGCCUCUGGAAGUCCUGGCCCCUUUUCCACUGGACCCUAAGCAAACUGGACCACAGCCCAGCUGCAGGUGCCUGGGGCUAUGGGCCACAGGUGAGUCCCAGCUGGGAGACCUCAGGCCCAGCUGAUCCUCAUGGCCAAGGGCGGGCCUGGCUUAUCUUUCCAGCUGCCCCAUUCCCUACCACUUUAUCAUAUCAGGGAGGGUGAGAAGGUGCCAGAGCUUGGAACCCCCACCCCCCCUUCCUGUGAGACCUGGUCCAGGUGCAAGAGGAGCACAGCCCUCGGGCACAGCCAGGAGAACGCUGCCCUGGGUUUAAAAGGCCCAGAUCUCAGUGUCAACCUCAGUCUGACCUUUACGGCUGCAGCAUGAGGGGGCUGCUGGUUUUGAGUGUGCUGCUGGGAACUGUCUUUGGCAAUGAGGACUUUGUGGGGCACCAGGUGCUCCGAAUCUUUGCAGCUGACGAAGCCCAGGUGCAGAAGGUGAAGGAGCUGGAGGACCUGCAGCACCUGCAGCUGGACUUCUGGAAAGGCCCUACCUGGCCUGGCACGCCCAUCGACAUCCGAGUGCCCUUUCACAGUCUCCAGGCUGUCAAAAUCUUCCUGGAGGCCCAGGACAUCAGGUACGAGAUCAUGAUCGAGGACCUGCAGUCACUGCUGGAUGAGGAACAGGAGCAGAUGUUCGCCUUCCGGGCCCAGGUCCAAUCUACCGACACCUUUAACUAUGCCACCUACCACACCCUGGAGGAGAUCUAUAACUUCUUGGACCUGCUGGUGGCUGAGCACCCACAGCUUGUCAGCAAGAUCCAGAUUGGCAAAACCUAUGAAGAUCGACCCAUUUAUGUGCUGAAGUUCAGCACUGGAGGGAACAACCGUCCUGCCAUCUGGAUUGACACAGGCAUCCAUUCCCGGGAGUGGGUCACUCAGGCCAGCGGAGUCUGGUUUGCAAAGAAGAUCACUCAAGACUAUGGCCAGGACCCCGCUUUAACUAACAUUCUUAAUAACAUGGACAUCUUCCUGGAGAUUGUUACCAACCCUGACGGUUUUGCUUUCACCCACAGCAAGAAUCGCAUGUGGCGCAAAACUCGAUCCCUCACAUCAAACUCCCUCUGUGUUGGUGUGGACCCCAACAGGAACUGGGACGCUGGCUUUGGGAAUGCUGGCUCCAGCAGCAAUCCCUGCUCCGACCAGUACCGAGGCAAGUUCCCCAACUCAGAAGUGGAGGUCCAGUCCAUUGUGAACUUCGUGAACAACCACGGGAACAUCAAGGCCUUCAUCUCCAUCCACAGCUACUCCCAGCUCCUCCUUUACCCCUAUGGCUACACAUCAGAACCAGCCCCUGACAAGGAAGAGCUGGAUAAACUGGCCAAGUCUGCUGUGACAGCUCUGUCCUCUCUGUACGGGACCAAAUUCAAGUAUGGCAGCAUCAUCACAACAAUCUAUCAAGCCAGUGGAAGCACUGUUGACUGGACCUACAACCAGGGCAUCAAGUACUCCUUUACUUUCGAGCUCCGGGACAGUGGGCGCUAUGGCUUCUUGCUGCCAGCCUCUCAGAUUGUCCCUACGGCUCAGGAGACAUGGCUGGCACUUAUGACCAUCAUGGAAUACACCCUGAAUCACCCCUACUGAACUGGCCCUUUGGCACCCUUCUCCCUCCUCUCUGGCCCCAUCCAAAUAAAGUUUGAGAAUACAAAGUGCA
This is a messenger RNA of Ictidomys tridecemlineatus (thirteen-lined ground squirrel), 1933 nucleotides long. RefSeq names its product carboxypeptidase A1 (gene Cpa1). Gene Ontology annotation, molecular function: metallocarboxypeptidase activity; zinc ion binding. The record is from RefSeq and is a predicted model, not a curated record. NCBI's taxonomy places the organism in Eukaryota, Metazoa, Chordata, Mammalia, Rodentia, Sciuridae. Gene Ontology annotation, biological process: proteolysis.